AUGUUCAUAGUUUUUGUUUUACCGUUCGAAAUUCUUGUCUCGCCUCUUGUUGCUCGGUCUAAGACAAAAAGCUUCAAGCGCGUCGUUGGUGACACUUUAUUCCGAUUUGUAACGGAUACCCUCCCCGACGUAGAGCUCCAGUACUUUUUGGGUACUUCAGUAGGGAUCUAUUCUAAAUGGGCCAGAAAAGAGAAACUUCCUAUCACGAUUGACGAACUACAAGGCGAAGGAAAACUGUUGUGGAUUGGGCCGAAAAAAACUGAAAAAGUCAUCCUCUUUUGUCAUGGUGGAGCGUAUAUAGCUCCCUUGCAGAAUUUUAUGCUUCCUUUUUGGAGGUUUAUUCAACUAGAGCUUGAAAGACGAGGAUUGGAAGUUGGCAUCGCGAUAAUGUCGUACUCUGUCAUCCCUGUGGCACACUUCCCGACACCCCUCUGGCAAGCAAAUCAAGCAAUCAAGCAUUUGACCUUCGUUGAAAAUGUCAAGCCAUCGAACCUUCAACUUGUUGGUGAUUCAGCUGGCGGAAACCUUGUAUCCCAGAUACUCUCUUCCAUGCUUCACCCGCUAUUCUCUCCGCCAAUUAUUCCUCCCGGAACCCGUUUACGAGGGGCCUAUAUGAUGUCGCCCUGGAUUUCGAUGACAGGCGCAGGUUCUCAAGAGAGCAACGAAAUCCUUCCUUCAUUCGUUGAAAAUGAUCACACCGACGUACUCAGCACGAACUCUCUUGUUCGUUGGGGCGCUGACGUUCUCUCCGGGCUACAAAAUCCUUCCUUUGAUGUGCCAUUUGUGGAUCCCAUUCGUGCACCUUCUGAUUGGUACAAAGGGUUGUCGGAUGUUGUUGAAAGAGUACUUGUGUCCACUGGCGAAUUUGAAUGCUUGAGAGAUGCCGAUCGCAUUUUUUUCAAGGAGAAAAUUCAGCCGUGGCAUGGAAAGGCAGAAUUUUUUGAGCUCAAAGGAGGAGUACAUAAUGAUCCAUUUUUUGACUUUUAUGUGGGGGAUAGACCGUUAGGGGCGAGGCAGAAGUUAACACCAAUGAUCCUGGACUGGGUGGCGAAUGGCUUUGAAGAUGAUAAAGGAGAAGAAAAUUGA
Molecule: messenger RNA, 1086 nt
Organism: Lentinula edodes (shiitake mushroom)
Lineage: Eukaryota; Fungi; Basidiomycota; Agaricomycetes; Agaricales; Omphalotaceae
Product: Alpha/Beta hydrolase protein
Exons: 3
Coding region: 1-1086 (361 amino acids)
Molecular function (GO): hydrolase activity
Source: RefSeq, a predicted model, not a curated record